This is a messenger RNA of Pediculus humanus corporis (human body louse), 699 nucleotides long. RefSeq names its product class A rhodopsin-like G-protein coupled receptor GPR5ht4, putative. Gene Ontology annotation, molecular function: G protein-coupled serotonin receptor activity; neurotransmitter receptor activity. Gene Ontology annotation, cellular component: membrane; dendrite. The record is from RefSeq and is a predicted model, not a curated record. Bases 1 to 699 code for a protein of 232 amino acids. The transcript is spliced from 3 exons. NCBI's taxonomy places the organism in Eukaryota, Metazoa, Arthropoda, Insecta, Psocodea, Pediculidae. Gene Ontology annotation, biological process: chemical synaptic transmission; G protein-coupled receptor signaling pathway, coupled to cyclic nucleotide second messenger.
AUGUGUUUGGACGUUUUAUUUUGCACAGCUUCCAUAAUGCAUUUGUGCACCAUCAGCGUCGACAGAUACCUGAGCCUUCGUUACCCGAUGAAAUUCGGUAGAAACAAAACGAGAAAAAGAGUCGUACUUAAAAUUAUGUUUGUUUGGUUUCUUUCCGUUGCUAUGAGUCUUCCAUUAAGCCUCAUGUAUUUUCAGGAUUACGAUUCGGUAUUGGUUCGUGGAACUUGUCAAAUUCCAGAUCCACUAUUUAAACUGAUCGGAUCAAUCGUUUGUUUUUACGUACCUUUGGUUGUCAUGAUGAUAACGUAUGCGCUCACCGUGAGACUUUUAGAAGCGCAACAGCAAAGUUUAGGACCGGGACCAGGUUGGACUGGUAUGUGGUUGAGCAGUGCUGCCGGACAAGCAAUGGGAAUCGACAGAAGGUGCACGUGGAAAAGAUUUAUAGAUACGAAAGAAAAAUCCGAUGUUUCAACAACGCAACAAAAUCUUAUAAACACUCAACAUUCAAACGCAUCAACCGAAAGCGAUUUGACAACGUUGGAAAAUCACGAAUUAUGGCUUCCCGAUACCAGCGUGCAAGAAACGACAAGUGCCACAAUGACGGCAUUGCACGUUUUCGGUGCCGAAAUGUUAAAACUAUCGAGAGGUUUGGAAAGUUUUGCCGUCGGUAGAGAAGAAACGCAAAAUUCCGAAAGGUAA